AUGAGGACGGUUCUCCAUGAUGUUUCGACACGGUACAAAAUUCUGAAGCAAUGGAAGUGAAGGGACCAAUCAAGUUCCAGACUUGUGAUUCUGUUCAGGUCACCAGUGGGCUAGGAAAUGAAUCCAGAGGCUGAUGAUAACUCUGUCGGACACAGUGCUUAGUGAAUGAUGGUCACCGGCUCGGAUCAUUUUAUGAACGUUCCGGUGGAGGCGACGGCGUUCCUGGGCGCCGUGGCUGCUUUCGUGGUGCUGCUACUGGUGUUCUUCCUCUACCUGAACAAGAAGUGGUGCUUCUACAGCAUCGGCGGCUUCCCUUGCUGCGACGAGCCCCUCGGCCCCAAACCUCCCCGCUCCAAAGAGCUCGGAAAAGCAUACUCUUAUGAGGAGCCUGAGACAAGUUCCGACAGUGAGGAAGAUGUGCUGAGACGCCUUCAGCUUCCGGAGCCGAUGCCCGGACCCUCCAAUGCAUCUGAUUCUGGUUUCUACCACCAGCAGUCCACACAUACGCUUACUCAUACGAGCAAGUCACCUUCAUCUUCACAGAGUGCAGAUCUCAUUUCACUGGCAGAGAAGGGUAAAGUGGGGAGCAGUAGUGCAUCUUCCAGUUGUUCCACAACAAGUGGAGAGGAGGAACAGCAAAAAGAGAAGGCUCUGCGUCACAGAGAUGGCCGUGGCGGAAAUGGUGCUGGGUACCGCAAGCUGCCACUCCAAUGCAGUGUGGACACCAUGGAUGAGGAGACGCAGGAAACUCCUCACUCCACAACUGAGCACUUCAAUGAAACCAUGAAUAAUCAGGAUUGUAUUGUUGUGCUGCCACAGGAACAGCUGUUUGAUGUCACUGAUCUACAGAGUGCGUUUGGUGACCAGGAAAGUCACCUUGUAUCCAAAUGUGGUCAUUUGGAAGUAGCAUUUGCUUAUGAUGCACCAAUGAGAAAGAUGACCGUGCGAGUGUUACAAGCCAGGGACAUUCCUGCCAAGGACAGAGGAGGGGCCACCCACACACAGGUUCGGCUGGUCAUGCUGCCCAACAAGAGACAGAAACACAAGACUAAGGUGAGGCAGGGCAACAACCCCCAAUUCAUGGAAAGCUUCCUGCUGCAUAGAGUCAAUCCUGAGGAUGUGAACAGCAUGGGAGUGCGGUUCCGGCUCUAUGGCUGUGAAAGAAUGCGACGUGAGAGGAUGAUAGGAGAGUGUGUAGUCAGUUUCACGUCUAUAAACCUGGAGCUCGAGACCACUAUGUGGGUGGCGCUGGAGCCAAGGGCGAACAUAACACUAAACUCAUCGGCCUCAGAUCUGUUGAGCCUGGCUCGUAGUGACAGCACUGGAUCUACACACUCCAUGCAGCAUGGGGGAGUACCUGAAUUACUCCUAGGUCUAGCAUACAAUGGCACGACAGGGCGGCUGUCAGUAGAGGUCGUCAAAGGUAGUCACUUCAGAAAUCUAGCCAUGACCCGACCACCUGACACAUAUGUCAAACUGUGUCUUGUCAGCAGCAGUGGCCAGGAGAUGUCCCGCAGCAAGACAUCUAUCCGACGUGGGCAACCAAACCCACUUUUCAAGGAGACCUUCAUGUUCCAGGUGGCACUGUUCCAGCUUCCUGAUGUAAGUCUAAUGGUGUCUGUGUACAACAAGCGAAGCAUAAAACGUAAGGAGAUGAUAGGCUGGUUCUCUCUGGGACUCAACAGUUCAGGAGAAGAAGAGCUUGCGCAUUGGAAUGACAUGCGUGAUGUGCGAGGAGAGCAGAUCUGUCGAUGGCAUGUUCUGGUUGAAUCAUAGAGAUGAACAUAUAUAUUUGGUUAGCUCUCUUGGCAGUGCCAUAUUUUAACUUGUCAGGCAAUGCAUCAGGCCUCCCAUAUGAAGGGACUUUGUAUUGCUGUGGCAAAGCAACUAUUUCUUCGUCAUUUACCAAUAUUUCUGGUGUGGUUUCUAACCCAAAACAAUGGGAUUCUCAUAGGAGAUAUUCUUGUGGAAUUUAUAGAUUUUGAAGUGUGACAGCAUGACAUUGUAAGGAAGUCUUAUGUAAUAUUUUAGUGGAAUCCAGGUAAGCCAUCUGGAGCUACAUCAGCAUUCCAGACUGUACACAGAAUAUAUGAUAGUUCCUAAGAGGUAUGUUUUUGAUGGUGGUACUGCUUCACCAUAUAUGGCUUGCAAUGUCUCACCAUGGCAUUUGUUGCACCAUUUUCUUCAUUCAGUGGAUGAACAUUAUAGAAGCAUAUCAAACAGUGGACACUUCAUCUCUUACUUUUUCAUACAGCCAAUCUAGUCCUGGUAUUUGUUGAUGAAUUUGACACUUUGAAGACUGUUGUUGCAACCAGCACUUUGUAAAGAAAGCACAAAACUUCUUUGAGCACAAGGGAUAUUCCCAGUUGUACAUACACUUACUGUUUAAUAUUCAUAUUGUUGUUGUCAUUGACAUGUCAUCACAAUUACUCCAAUUUAAUUCAGAGUCACAAAUCCCAGCUUUUAUCUCACCCUAUCAAUAUGUACUGGCUUUUCACACAGUAUAUACUUCAUGUCUGCAUAUUCCAAUGUGUCUUCAAUAGUCUGAUGCUGUUUUUCAGUUUCAGAAUGUGGUUUAUAAUUAUGAAAUGUAAAUUGAUUAGGUUUUCAAUUCUGAAAAUGUUGUUUUCCAUAAAUUGCUCUUGCAAUUUUGAUUCUGAAAAUUUCUUAACCCCAUUUACAAAUCAUGGGUAAAUGGAAAAUUAUUUCACAGUGGUAAUGGUAAUCAUUAAGUUUUGUCAGCAUAACGUACGAGGUUUUUUGGAUCAGAGUGAAGGAAUGUGGCCAUAUUACUUUAAGUUUGGGGGAGUUUUUGACACAUGCUGACAAGAGAUUGCUGUUAGUGUAAUGACACAAUAUAAUUUAAUUUGUUUAAAGCUUAUGCCAACACAGCUGACUGUUGCUACACUCAACAUCACAUUCAUUUUUUGUUAUACUGACUUUAAACAGAAAACAAAUGAUGCACAAAAUAGUCAAUUUUUAUCGAAUGAGACGGGUAAAGCAAUUUAUUCCAUUGGUUUAUGGUGGAUUCUGUUGUUGGACAGUUUCCAUGCAAUACUCAUUUUCCCCCUGAAGCAUUGUAUGGGUGUCCAAUAGUGGGAAUACAGUGUCAAAGUACUGGAAACUGUUAUGAAGGAAAAAUUAUGUAUAAAUCAUAUAUUGUACCUUAACAUCAUUUCAGUUCUCUGUAGAUCAGAAAUGAUGUUCAAACUUGUAAAAUUUAUGGCUAAUUGAUAUUGUCAUUUUGAGUCAAAUGCAGACAUUUGUUCAAUGCAUUCAUGUGAUACACAUACGAAAAUCAGCAGUGUGAACUUACUAUUGCUGAAAUACAUGUGUAGGCUCUGACACAGAUACUGUGUUCAGUGUUGUAUUAAAUUCAGAUAUUUGUAUCAGAGCCAAAUUGUUGUACAGAUGCUGAUCUUGUUGUUUAUACUCAUAUAAAUGUCCGAAAUAACUUUGCAGUAAUACAUUUUCAUAUAUAUUAUUAACUCAUAAAGAGAGGUAUAAUUAGUCAUUCUGACAUAUUAGAAAAAGCCAGGGACAUGCCGAUUUACACAUCAGGAAAGAAAAAUAUGAACAUUUUAGAAGAAGCCCAAGAAUUAAUUCUUUCUCACACAGUUUUCUGUUAUGAAUAGAAGUAAAGGUUCGUUUUUUCCUUAUUAUAUUACCAAACAUCAUAGUCAAGUAGGCAGCAUUCCUGCUUUCAUUUGGGAGGUCAUGACCGCUUCCUUCCACACCUUUUCUAAUUCAUAAUUCACUAAUAAUCCAAUCAUUUGAUACUAUAAAGUCUGAGCUACUGACAAUGUAAGUAAAUUAAAUCAUAAAAAAAUAUACAGGUACAUAAGUAAAAUUUUCUCUUUUGCUAUAUAUCCGACGUAUAAUUUUCAAAAUAUGCUGUAUCUUCAACAGCAAUGAGUAAAAAGAAACAUUAUAUUACAUUACAGAAAAAGUAUUUAUGGUUGCACCUGUUCCUGAAUAUUUUUUUUACAUUCUCAUAUGCUGCCAUGUUAGUAUGGAUAAUAAAUUCUUGAAGUACACAUGGAGCUGUUAAGGCAACCAUAUGUGAUGAAAUCUUCUUGCAUGACAAGCCUCAUUAAAUUGGAGUCAAAGUCCAACACUUUAAAGACCUUCUUUAUCUAUAGCAUCAGGAAAUGAUGUUCUAAAUAAGCAUUUAUAUAUACAGUGCGUACAAUCAAGUGCGCGCCGC
Molecule: messenger RNA, 4207 nt
Organism: Cryptotermes secundus
Lineage: Eukaryota; Metazoa; Arthropoda; Insecta; Blattodea; Kalotermitidae
Gene: Syt14
Product: synaptotagmin-14
Exons: 10
Coding region: 166-1776 (536 amino acids)
Source: RefSeq, a predicted model, not a curated record